Molecule: messenger RNA, 1041 nt
Organism: Purpureocillium takamizusanense
Lineage: Eukaryota; Fungi; Ascomycota; Sordariomycetes; Hypocreales; Ophiocordycipitaceae
Exons: 2
Coding region: 1-882 (293 amino acids)
Source: RefSeq, a predicted model, not a curated record
AUGUCCAACAAGACGAUCCGCAUCGGCGUCUUCAUCCCGUACGGCGCGCAGACGCUCGACACGGCGUGCGUCGAUGUGCUAGGCGUCAUGUCGCGGGAGUACCUAUCCGCAAUCCCGCAGCUGCCGGCCCACGUCUCCGCGCUGGCGCCGCACGUAUCGGUAUCGUACAUCACGACGCCUACGCAAGGGGUUGACAUCCCCCUAACGUCAGGCAUGACGAUCCGGGCGACUCACUCGUACGGGGACGCGGCGGUGGCGCCGGGCGAGCUCGACGUGGUGCUCGUCCCGGGGCCGGACCCGUCGCUGCCCCUGGACGACGACGAGGGCGCGCUGGCGUGGCUGCGCGGGCAGGCGGGCGCCGAGGGCGUGGACGUGCUGUCGGUGUGCACGGGGCUGUUCUUGUGCGGCGCGGCGGGCAUCGCGGACGGGAGGCGGGCGAGUGGGCCGAGGGGGUUGCAGUGGAUGUUGAAGGAGAGGUUUCCUGGGGUUGAGCUCGUGGGGGAUGAGUAUCGGUGGGUGAGGGACGGGAACUUUUGGUCGAGCGGCGGCGUGACCAACGGCAACGACCUCAUGGCGGCGUACGCGCGGGCGAGCCAGCGCUGGCCGCAGCCCGUGGUCGAGAUCGGCCUGCAGCUGACCGAGGUGGAGGACCGGGGGCAGUUCUACGGGAAGGGCAAGGGUACGUUCAUGGCGGGGUUUGCGUGGCAGCUGCUGCGGGCCUGGAUCGCGAGUCUGCUGUUUUCUUCCCCGGGCUCGUCCCCCUCCCCAUUGCCCCAUUCUUCUUCGUCGUCGUCGUCGUCGUCGUCGCCGGCAUCGUCAUCACAGUCGCACAAGUCGUCUCGCACGGGGGCUAAUCGCGAGAAGGGCCUCAAGGCGAGCUAGGAGCUUGAAAUGACUAUCGUCCUUGCCGACGAUUUUUGGGAGCAUAGCCUAGAGCUUAAAACCGGCGGCUUGCUAUGCGACGGUGCUAAGUGCGGUUCGGUGAGGGUUUAGCGCAGCGUGGCGUGGGUAGUUAAGCACAAUGCCACUCUUUCAGCCGUG